UUUUGCCUUUUUCUUUACUUAUGGAGUUGAGUAACAGAGUCUUACUUAGCUUAGAUUUUAAUUGACCCAGUUUCCCUGCAGUGAAAGAAUGCUUGGCUUGAGUUGCAAGCUGACCCUUGACAAAGUGACCACCUGGUCCCGCUGGGUUUCGGUUUAUGCUGUGGGGUCACACCUGAACUAACUUGUAUUGGGGGCCACCAUGUCUCAGCAGGGUGUCUGUUCAGAUAGCUACCUGGAUAUGGGCCAGGCAGUUUAAUGAUUAACAUGAGGAAAUUGGCGCACUGGAAUCCCAGACCAUAAUGAUUCCUUAUAAAGGGAUGUAACUGACGAUGACAAUACAGCUCAGUGUAGUAGUGCAAUGCUAAAAUAAAUCAUAAAUUCCACUAAUAUAUUUUUCACAGUGUGGUCAACACAUUUUUACUACAACUGUUUUUGCAUUUUAGUCCACAUGAGUGUACUGUAAUGAUCAAUUAUUAACUUGUUAUAUUGACUACACUAAUAAACUCUUAGGACUAGAGGGAGGAGUUAGAAGAUAUUCUCAAAGUACAUUUAGGUUUUUCCUCAGAGGAUCAAGGAAAUUGCACAUCGAGAUGGCGCUUAACUGGCCCGGCCUGCUGUCGAUCGGGGUGUUCUACCUUAUCGUCCUCGCGACAGGCGUCUGGGCGUCCAGGAAGUCCAAACACGAGGAGAGGAAAUGCACUGGAAACCUUAGUGAGGUUGCCAUGGUUGGAGGGCGGAACCUCAACAUCUGGGUCAGCAUCUUCACUACCACAGCUACAUGGGUGGGAGGAGGUUUCAUCUUAGGCAAUGCUGAGGUGGUCUACGACCCUAAAAGGGGCCUGGCUUGGGCCAUCGGACCAAUAGGCUUCACCCUUAGCCUGGUUGUAGGUGCGUUGUUCUUUGUGAAACCGGUCCGAGAGAAGAAUUACGUCACCAUAAUGGAUCCGUUCCAGGAGAAGUAUGGAAACACGUUAACUGCUAUCCUCUUUGUCCCAUCACUCCUUGCUGACAUCUUCUGGAUAGCCUGUGUGCUCGCUGCAUUGGGGGGAACGGUGAGUGUGAUCAUGGAUAUCCCAUCACCCUUGGCUGUGGCCCUGUCUGCUGCCGUGGCAAUUCUCUACACAUUGCUGGGAGGGCUGUACUCGGUGGCCUACACUGAUGUCAUCCAGCUCAUCUUCAUGUUCCUCAGCCUGUGGUUCUGUGUGCCCUUCAUACUGAUGAGCCCCGCCUCAACAGACAUUACAGUCACAGCGGUGACAAAACUGUAUCAGGAGCCAUGGACCGGCAGGCUGAUGUUGGCAGAUGCAGGGCGCUGGCUGGAUGACCUGCUACUGGUGACUCUAGGUGGAAUCUGUUACCAGUCCUUCUACCAGAGAGUCCUGGCCACAGCCACUGUGGCUCAGGCUCAGUUCACCUGCUAUGCUGCCUCUGUCUUCUGCUUCAUCCUCGCCAUACCACCUCUUCUCAUUGGUGCUGUGGCAGCAUCCACAGAUUGGAACCAGACCAGUUUUGGUCUACCUACUCCCUACGAGCAGGGCAAGGCGGGUAUGAUUCUGCCCAUCUCCCUGCACCACCUGUGUCCACCUUUCGUCUCUCUUGCUGGAAUCGGCGCCAUUGCUGCUGCCGUGAUGUCAUCGAUUGACUCUGCCCUGCUGUCUUCUGCGUCCCUUUUUGCCCGAAACAUCUACAAAAACAUUUUCAGCAAAAGGGCCUCUGAGAAACAGAUUCUACUGGUAGUAAAGGUGUCCAUCCUACUGUUUGGUUUGAUGGGGGCGGGCUUGGCAAUGACGACCUCCUCUGUGUAUGUCUUCUGGAUUCUCAGUGGAGAUGUGAUGUACACGGUGGUGUGUGCACAGUUGAUCUGCGUCCUCUUUCUGCCUGGGAAGGUCAAUGGGUAUGGUGCCUUGGCAGGCCUUGUGGUAGGGCUACUGCUGCGGUUCCUAGUAGGAGAGCCCCUGCUUGGUGUGCCUGGACUCAUGUCCCUUCCCUGGGACAGCCUACACGAGGACGGGCGUCUGCUGCAUGUCUUCCCGUACCGCACCGGCAUCAUGUUGGUCUCUCUGGCCACCAUCCUGAUUGUGUCACGUUUCGCAGCCUGCCUUUUCCUUAAAGGGCUACUGCCUGACAACUGGGAUGUAUAUGAACUUGGUCAAAAAAGGAGGAUUUUGAUUAAGGAUAUGGUAGCUAAGGAUCUGACUGAGAAGAUUGGACUGAACACAAGGCAGAUGGACCCAUCUCCUCAUGCUAGCACAGAAGAUAUGAGAUCUUUACAAUGACCUGGGGUCCCAUCAUGUAGAUAGUUACAUACAACGGCCAAAGGUCAGGAACAGGCAGGACUCAAACACCACAGCACAGUCAAGACUCUUAAUCUUAUGGGAAGGUGGGACAGUAGCGUCCCACCUGGCCAACAUCCGGUGAAAUUGCAGAGCGCGAAAUUCAAAAAUACCAAAUUCAAAUAUUUAACAUUCUUGAAAAUAUAUGUAUUAUACAUCAAAAUAAAGCUUAACUUCUUGUUAAUCCAGCCACUGUGUCAGAUUUCAAAAAGGCUUUACGGCGAAAGCAAACCAUGCGAUUAUCUGAGGACAGCGCCCCGCAUACAAACGCAUGAAAAUCAUAUUUCAACCAGGCAUGUGUGCCACAAAAGUCAGAAAUAGCGAUAUAAUUAAUGCCUUACCUUUGAAGAUCUUCUUCUGUUGGCACUCCAAAAUGUCCCAGAAACAUCACAAAUGGUCCUUUUGUUCGAUAAUGUCCUUCUUUAUGUCCCAAAAAUGUCAAUUUAUUUGCCACAUUUGAUUCAGAAAUACACCGGUUUCAACUCGCCCAACAUGCCUACAAAGUAUCUAAUAAGUUACCUGUAAACUUGGUCCAAACAUUUCAAACAUCGUUCCUAAUCCAACCUGAGGUACCCUAAAAUGUAAAUAAUCAAUACAAUUUAAGACAGAAUAAACUGUUUCUAAUACCGGAUAAAAACAACAUAAAGCGUGCUCCAGUUUACGCGCACCAAAACAGUAGUCCACCUGGAGUGACACUUACAAUGAAUAGGACUACUUCUUCAUUUCUCAAAAGAAAAAGAUCGAACAAUUUAUAAAGACUGUUGACAUCUAUGGAAGCCAUAGGAACUGCAGCCAGGUUCCUAAAAAUAAGGGUAUAAUAUAAUAAGGGUAUCACAGGGUACCCAGGGUAUCACAUAGAAAACAACUGGAAAAUCCUAUGACCUCAAUUUUUUCCCCCCUGGAUGAUUUGUCCUUGGGGUUUCGCCUGCCAUAUCAGUUCUGUUAUACUCACAGACAUUAUUUUAACAGUUUUAGAAACUUUUGAGUGUUUUCUAUCCAAAUCGACCAAUUAUAUGCAUAUCCUGAGUAACAGGCAGUUUACUUUGGGCACGCUUUUCAUCCGGAGGUGAAAAUACUGCCCCCUACCCAAGAGAGGUUAAUUCAAUAAACAAUGUUACUUUUUCAAAGAAAUGAAGCUUAUGGAAAGUACUGUUUCCUUGUUCUUGUUACUUGUAUGUCAUCUUCAUGUUUAUGGUACAUUUUUAUGAAUAUCCUUCAACGUCUGUUUGUUUAGAAAUAAAUAAAAAUACAAGCUAAA
Molecule: messenger RNA, 3591 nt
Organism: Salvelinus fontinalis (brook trout)
Lineage: Eukaryota; Metazoa; Chordata; Actinopteri; Salmoniformes; Salmonidae
Product: high-affinity choline transporter 1-like
Exons: 9
Coding region: 591-2276 (561 amino acids)
Biological process (GO): acetylcholine biosynthetic process; transmembrane transport; choline transport
Cellular component (GO): plasma membrane
Molecular function (GO): choline:sodium symporter activity
Source: RefSeq, a predicted model, not a curated record